AUGACAUCAUCAGGAAAUAACUCGGAUACACCAGCAUUCAUUACCGGAAACAAAGAUUACAAUGGAACAACAGUACAAAAAUGUAAUAAACGACUUAACAUAAACAUCGAAUAUGGAUGUACAGACAAACCAGACAUGGCAAUGGCAAUAUAUAUGUAUCAUAAUAUUGUCAAAAAAGGAGAUCUGAAUAAACAUGAAUUCGCGACACAUUGUUGUGAAUAUCUAAUGAAUAAUGAACAACAACAAAAUCAAUUAAUUACUGACAUAACAAAAGAAUGGAAAAAAGUUGACAUUAUCACAAAACAGUACCAACAAGAAAAAACAAUGAAAUGUGACCAAUGCCAACUAACACUACCAAAAUCAGCACUAAACGAACUAACAUCAAUAGCAGGACAUUACUGCCAAGUACCCGAUUGCAGAGAACCAACCACAGGCGACAACAUCACGCAAUACCAUCAUACGCAUAUAAUCUGUGAACUAUGCAACCAGAAAUGGAAAAAGAUUAAUGAAUCCAAAGACACCAAAAAUAUUAAAGCAGAAAUACAAGGAUACGUAGAUAGAGGAAUGACCAACCAUGCAACAGCAUGCAGGAAAUGUUGUAAACCAAGAAGUAUCGACAAUUUGAUACCUAUAAACAACCAACUAUAUUGCAACACGUAUACUAAUGGAAUGGUGCAGAAAGCGUAUAAUGACAAAAACAAUCAAGAGUACCAAGAAGAACAAGACAAAACACAAGAACAAUAG
Messenger RNA from Ambispora gerdemannii, 744 nucleotides. Lineage: Eukaryota; Fungi; Glomeromycota; Glomeromycetes; Archaeosporales; Ambisporaceae. The record is from the annotation of a GenBank genome assembly.